Molecule: messenger RNA, 1389 nt
Organism: Aspergillus bombycis
Lineage: Eukaryota; Fungi; Ascomycota; Eurotiomycetes; Eurotiales; Aspergillaceae
Product: putative solid-state culture specific protein
Exons: 1
Coding region: 1-1389 (462 amino acids)
Molecular function (GO): ATP binding; metal ion binding
Source: RefSeq, a predicted model, not a curated record
AUGGAUCCCGCAGCUCGCAUCACACUCGACUACACCCUGCGUGACCUCUACUCGGACAACAAUGAAGAUGACUUGAACAUGACCCUUAUCUACUAUCCUCUGCAAUUCGGGUAUCUGCAUGAGAGCUCAUCAGCCAAAUAUGCUUAUGGGUACACGCUCGAAAGCGACGAUGAAAAGGCGAUGUCCUCGUUUACAAUGGCGGCGAACAUGGUGCCCCAGCGAUACGCCUUCUCCGCAGGCCAGAUGCCCCUGGUCAUCCUAGACUUUGAUUCAACCAACAAGCAGAAAGAAGCGAACCGUAAACCAUGUGAAACCAUUGACGAGCUACCGGUGCACCAUCUCGAUAUCCGUCGGACCUUCUCCCAAUUAAUGCCCGACCAGCAGCCGAUAUUGACUGUUGCCAUUAGCCCGGAAAGCAUAUCGCUAGACCCUGGGGCGCAGAUUGCUGUCCUACUCCCUACUGACUGUAUGUCGCAUCUGCCCCAUGUCGUUCACCCGGAGACCCAUUAUGAGAUCCUGUCAAAACGCGGACUUGCUCUCUCCGGCUUGCCGACACCACCGUCCCAAGUGAUUGAUACCGGUCUGGUCGAUUCAAACGACCCAACUCUUGUGAAGCAAGAGGUUGCACGGAUGGUGGAGUCUAUCGACCAGCGUCAAGUGCCCUUUAUGGUCAAGCUUCCGCAGUCCGUAUCCGGCAUCGGUACCUUCUCGAUCACCACCGACGUCGAAAGGAACCGAGUGAAGACUCUCCUCACGGAGCAGUUGGGAGUGAUCCUACGGCAGCUCAACCGGUCCAACCAUCACCUAUAUCCAUGUUCCAUGGUGCUUCAAGAUUUUGUUGCGGGACCAGUAGUGGCCUUGUCGCUUUUUAUCACCAAAAAUGGGCAGGCCCGUUUCAUUUCUUGUUGUGAGCAACGCUUCGAUGCGCGGGGACAUUGGAUUGGCGGCACAAUAUCGUACCGCCAGCAGGGGGGACUUCGCCAGACCUUUGCAACCAUCAUGCAGAAGGUGGCAGAUUUCCUGCAUACCAAAGGCUACCAUGGGCCGGCUGGCGUGGAUAUCGUUUCAGAUGAUCACUCGGGGGAGCAGUUAGUUAUUGACCUCAACGCCCGGGUCACCGGUACGUUCCAUCUAGGCCCUCUCAUGGGACACUUUACCAAGCGUGGGCUGUUUGAAGCUGGCAUGACUACGGGUGACUUCUCAUGCUCCCGAGACACAUUCGAGCAGACGUUUGCAGACGAGAUUCGCAAUGGUAGUCUGAUCGUGAGUGGCUGGGUCCAUAACGAGUCGAGUCGUCUCAGCCAUGCUGCAAUCACUAUCGGGGCCCGAGAGCCUGAUGAAUUAAAAGGAUAUUUUGAACGUAUCGGAGCAUUUGCUGUUCACUCAUAG